AUGCAACGUGUGCAAAACGCUGCUGCCAGCUGGCCCAGCUUCGUCACCAAUCGUUAUUGUUCUGGAAAAGAUGUCUUACAGCUUGGAUGGCUUCCAACCUUGGAGAGGACUCAAUUAAACCUCCUCAAGCAUACUCACCGAGCAAUCUACAACAAGGCCUCUUGGCCUGAGUAUUUAACCCUGGAAGUAUAUAACCCUGGAAGAACGCCACGCUCUAAUGCAGCACCACGAUUGUCGAUUCCAUUAAUAAAAGGUACUUUUCAGGAGACUACAGCGAACUUAUUCAAUGAUCUUCCCCCAGAAGUCCCAGAA
Molecule: messenger RNA, 312 nt
Organism: Paramuricea clavata
Lineage: Eukaryota; Metazoa; Cnidaria; Anthozoa; Malacalcyonacea; Plexauridae
Source: the annotation of a GenBank genome assembly